UCAGCCAUCGUGGGGCUCGCGCGCGCACGAGUAGGAUCUUCUCGUUUCCAAACCUGAUCUGGGAGGAGGUCCAGCCUGAUUAUUUUUUCCAGUGGUUUGGAAAACUCCACUUACUCCAGAGCUGGAUUUUUAACUUUCCAAUCUCCUCGAGGCUUUUCUUUUUAGAUUUUAUUUAGUUUUUUUUAUUCCGAUCAUUUAACGGAGAAAAUGGGAGCCCACUUGUCCAAGGGUGGAGUAUCUGUGGAGGGAAAAGCUGCGGCUGAUUCCGCCGCCGCCAAAGCGAACGGCCAGGAGAACGGACACGUCAAAACCAACGGCGACGUGUCAGCCAAGACCGAUGGGGAAGUGGCAGCUGCAGAUGGAAACGGCACAGCUGAACCGGCUAAGGAGGGCGAGACAGGUGCCGGAGAUGCUAUCGAACCCGCGCCCGCCACCGAGGGCGAGGCCGCCAAAACUGAGGGUGAGGCCGCCAAGGAUGUAAAGAAGAAGAAGUUCUCCCUGAAGAACUCCUUCAAGUUCAAGGGCAUCUCGCUGAAGAAGGGCAAGAAGGGCAGCGAGGAGGCCAAGGAGGAGGCCGCCUCCCCCACAGCGGAGGACAAGCCAGAGGAGAACGGCCACGCCGCUAAAGAAACCAAAGAGGAGACGCCGGCUGCAGAGCCCAAAGAGGGCGAGGCCUCUGCCGCCACGCCCGAGGGCGGUGAGUCCAAGGCACCAGAAGAGGCCCCACCUGCAGUGGCCCCACCCACUGAAGAGGCCGCCGCCCCUGCCGAGGGCACAACACCCGCCGCCUCUGAAGGCGAGACCAAGGCGGAGUGACCGCGCCCUGCCGCGGCGCAUGAACUGAUUUUCCAAGAUUAAAGUAUAUAAAUAUAUAUAUGAGAGACUCGUGCCACGUUCUUAAAGUUCUAAACAAAACUACAAAAGAAGACAAAAAGGAUUUAUCACGUUUGCUGAUUCAACCACCAGUUCACUGCCUUUUAUUAGUUCUAUGACAGAGUCUCACCGGGCCCUCUCGCGAUGAAAGUGUCGCCCCCUAGCGGCACACACAGGGACUGGCGUGUGGUGAAGGUAAUGGAUCAGAUGUGGAGCGAAUCAGGAAUACUGACUUAUUUUCUCAACUCAUGGAAAAGCAUCCUCAUAACAGCGUGGCAGCCCUAUAACAUUUUCUUUUUUUAUUUUUAUUUUUUCGGGAUCUAAAAAUUGUCACCGAGCGGGACAGAACAUCUCCGUCACUCCAAAUGACUGUUACAUGGACACUUUAAUGGUAUUCAUUUUUACAGUUCUACAUUCCUGUAUUUUGUCAUGUAUAGAAAAGUGAAAUUGGAGGUGGAACAGGCGAUGUCUUUGUUCGUGCUUUUUCUUUUCUGGCUAAAACCACAUUCGCGUUUCUGAAGCAGGGUGGAGAUCGUGUACAAAAUGUGAGCUUUUUAAAUCUGCAAACUGUCUCUGUAAAUAUGUUUUGGCCGAUAUUUUUGGUUUUCUUUAUUUUGCUAUUGUUUGAAGAUGUUAAUGGUUUUAUUGUAACUUUUAAUAAGGGUAUAAAUAAAUGUUUGAGCCCCUCA
Messenger RNA from Thalassophryne amazonica, 1562 nucleotides. RefSeq names its product MARCKS-like 1a (gene marcksl1a). Gene Ontology annotation, molecular function: actin filament binding; calmodulin binding. Gene Ontology annotation, cellular component: plasma membrane; cytoplasm. The record is from RefSeq and is a predicted model, not a curated record. The transcript is spliced from 2 exons. Lineage: Eukaryota; Metazoa; Chordata; Actinopteri; Batrachoidiformes; Batrachoididae. Gene Ontology annotation, biological process: actin filament organization; central nervous system development. Bases 208 to 816 code for a protein of 202 amino acids.